Molecule: messenger RNA, 3334 nt
Organism: Limulus polyphemus (Atlantic horseshoe crab)
Lineage: Eukaryota; Metazoa; Arthropoda; Merostomata; Xiphosura; Limulidae
Product: flocculation protein FLO11-like
Exons: 10
Coding region: 269-3133 (954 amino acids)
Biological process (GO): actin filament bundle assembly
Cellular component (GO): cytoplasm
Molecular function (GO): actin filament binding
Source: RefSeq, a predicted model, not a curated record
GAAACCAGUGUUGUGCACGAGCGCUUUUAUAAAGAGCAUCUGUCUGAUUUACGUGGAUCGACCUAAAAAGUAAAGAUUGAUCCUGUAGGAUAAACCGCGAACAUCUAUGCGACAGGUAUGACAUUUUUUUGUCACUAUGAAGGUUGACUGGUUAUUCACUUAAGUGGCCCUUGUGGCCAGGAUCAAAAUUCUCAAUCGUAGGAGGAAAUUUAUCUUACUUCAGAAGUCUUAAAGUUAAGUAGGAAGUGAGUAACAGAGAGUACGAAGAAUGCCAAAAGCGCCCUUACACAGCGCCCUAGAGGCGGCUAAAAAAGGAGAUUUACAACGACUUCAAAUGCUUCGCAAGAACCAUCAACUGGCACCUCAUAUCCAAGAUGCUUUUGGUGCCUCAUCUAUUCAUUUUGCAGCACGUGGAGGUCAUCUCAAAGUGUUGGAAUUUUUAGUGAAGAAAUGUGGAAUGAGAGCAAACACCCGGUCGUUUGUUGGCGCCACACCAGCACACGACGCAGCAGCCAUGGGGAAACUAAACGCCCUUGUGUGGCUAUUGAAACACACUGACUGUACUUUAUGGGAUAGGGACAAUGAAGGAGCCACUGUAUUGCACGUUGCUGCCAGGUACGGCAACCGUAAUGUUAUUAAGUGGCUAUUGCGGGAAGCCAAGAUGCCGGCCUUAGAGAAGACCUAUAACAAUGCUCUAGCUCUGCACUUUGCAGCAGCUAAGGGAUGCUUGGAUUGUGUGAAGCUGUUGUUGGAGUCUUGUCCUGAACUUAGUGCCAACGCCCAAAUGGAGAAUAACGUAACGCCAGUUUAUCUGGCGUCUCAAGAAGGACACCUGGAUGUUUUGAAAUAUUUGGUGAUAUCUGCAGGUGGCUCCCUUUCUUUGCGGGCAAUUGAUGGCAUGGCUCCAAUCCACGCUUCUGCCCAGAUGGGAGCAAUAAAGUGCCUGAAAUGGAUGGUGGUCGAACAAGGAGUGGAUCCCAACACAAAAGACAAAGAUGGUGCCACUCCACUCCAUUUUGCUGCCAGCAGAGGCCAUGUUCAUGUCUUGAGAUGGCUUUUAAAACACGGUGGGCGAAUUUUAUUGGAUAAAUUAGGGAAAAGCCCACUUAAUGAUGCAGCAGAAAAUGAGCACGUGGAGUGUUUUGCUGUUUUGACGGCGCAUACUUCAGAUCCUCAAUAUCAGGUUGAAAUGUCAACAACCACGACACCUGGUGUUAUACCAUCAUUUCCUGUUCAGCGUUGUUGUUUAUCUUGUCGAGAACAGUCACAAUACAGCCGUCCUUCUACCUCUCAUAGCUCCGACGGUUGUUCAUAUCUAUCUACUACGUCAGACGAAACCAAUUCCUGGUCUAAUGGCCAUCCGUCGGACGUCACUGGUAGUAACCGUCAGUCACUAAGAGGGAGGACUUCACAACGACCCAAUCAUCAUCACUCACUUAUUCCUACAAGCAAUUGUAAUUUAUGCGGUCUAGACGAAAAAAAGGACCAGAAGCAUUGUCAUCAUCAUCAUAAAUGCUCUCAUCAUAGACAAUUACCAGAAUGCGAUGUGAGUAACACUGAGAUUACGAACGGUCAUCAAAGAUCAUCCAGCAAUGAAAGUUCUCGAAGUUCUCACAUGGAGACUUACGAAAAACCAUUCUCAGCAGGCCCAGUUGCAGCUAGCCAAGAGCCUUUCUACCUGCAUGAACCUAACAUGACUCCAGAAGAUCGAGUGAAAAACAUGUUCAAAGAUACAUCUGGUGAUAAGCAAGAGCAAUCAACUGCGGACUCUUCUGUUUCAAAUCCUAACUCAUCAAGCAGUAUAACUACUAUAAAUGUGAAUGUAGAAGUCUACCAACCGGCUUCGGAUGGCGAAACGAGUAUAUCUGAAGCUAGUGAACCAGUUCUAGAAUACGAUGACCCUGUGAUCAGUAAAAAAACUGAUAAAAGUCAAAUACUGCUUGAAGGCUUUUCCGAGAAACCGUCUGAAGCCUGUAGUAUAAGUACAGAUGAGAAGAUGUGUCCAGAAGUUCAAAAUGAAAGACCGGAAGACCAAGAUGAGAGUAUUUCUUCUAGUUGUCCUUCGGAAAUGAAAGAACUAAAUAGCACGGAGGAAUCUCCUGACAUACAUCCAGGAGAAAAAGAUGCUGAAAACGAACCACUUACUGUUUCAAGAAUUUCAAAUCAGGAAAAGGAUAUCGAAACUCCUAAAAAUCCUCCUCAUGCCAACUGUGCAUUUACUGGUCCAGAGGAGAUUGUAGAUUUACCUAAAGUUGGAAAAAUAAAACAAAUCUUUGACUCCCAAAUAGAACCCAAGAUCAAACCCCUUUUAGAAGAAAGAAAUGGUUACUCUACAAAUAUCCUGGAAAGUGGAGAAGAGUCGUAUUCUAAAAGAGAUUCCAAGGAAGUAGCGGAACGGGUUCUUUCCAUUCCAGUUUCCUUAUCUACCACUCCAUUUUUUCCUACACCACCUCCCCCACCUCUUCCUCUACCUUUAAGUAAGAGUAAUCUUAAUGGACAAAUAGAUUCUCCAAGUUCUACUGUUAGACCAAAAUCGACUGUUGGUCUCGAAAAUGAGAAGAGCGGAGUACCCGAACGACCAAAGUCCAUGCCUCCAGACAAUUUGACCAGUAAUGAUGAUAACAAUAAAACUAGGAACAACAAUAAGCCUCAAGAAUUGGAAGAAAUGGGUAGCUUGAAACUCAAGCUAUCUAAGUUAUCUCCCCCACUAGCACAAAGCGGGUUCAUUCUACCUCAGUUUGAAUCAAUGCCGAAAUCUGACAUGAACAUCAAACCUUCUGAGUAUCUGAAGAAAUUAGCAAACAAAACUGCUCCGUCUUUCCCUAUUCCAAAGAUAGGGAAAAUACCUAGUGUUCUCCUUGGAAGCCCCGAAAAAACUGCAGCCAAAAAAGAAAUGGAAGAUAAAUUAUCGUCUGUCAUUACUUCUCCAACAUCACUGCAGUUGCAGCAGAAGACUGAUUGUAUCUCAGAAAAUAGCUUAACCAAAUCUGAAACAAAAAGUGUACCUGAGACCACAACGGACAACAAUAAGAAUAUUAUAGCUAAUGAACCAAAAACAAGUAUCGAUAAAACAAUACCACAAGUACCCCCACCACCGCCUAGUGGAUCUCUUUUCAAUUUUGCCAAAUUUUAAUGUGACCAAGGAAGCACUUCAGUCGGUUAACCUGAAGAAAACGGAAAAACCAGCAAAUACAACUUCAAAAGAACAAACCGUUCUUCCGCAAAAAAACGAUUCUAUCGUGGAGAAAAAGAGGGACUUGAUCGCCGAACUGAAGAAAUCAAAGGACAUUCAAGGCGUCAAGAGAAUGAAGGAGGAACGCCAAAAAAUGGAAGA